AUGCGCAGAGCCGUCCUCACCUCGUCCGAGGUCUCGGUGCUCGCCUCCAUGAUCAUCGUGAUCCUGUGCACGCUGGCCCUCUUCCUCAGCGGCUACGCCAUCCAGCAGCGCACGCUGCGCGACCUGCGUGCCGCCAUCCGCCCGCGCGAGUCGCGGCCCUCGCCCAAGGCGCACCUGCCGGACCGCUUCCGCACGUCGACGACGGAGCUGGCCGACGGCAGCGUCGUGCUGGUGGAGAGCGAGGCGGCGCGCGAGGCGAGGGAGAUGGAGCAGGCGGUGGCGGCGGUGGUGGUGGUUACCCAGCAGACGAGUCUGGAAGACGACGCUGUCGCCGCCGGGCACGAUGAGCAGCAGCAGCAGCAGCAGCAGAAGCGCGAGACUGACGACAAGCAGGCGGUUGCCACGGAGAAGCAGCGCGCUGUGGUGCAGCAGCUCCAGGCGCAGGUGGCGGCCAAGUCGUGGGGGGUCGAGCACCCGGACCCGCUCAAGAACAGCCGGAUCCCCGUGACGCGGGCGGAGCGGCGGCGGAUGAUCAAGGACGAGAUCCGGCGGCUGGCGCAGGCGGGUGACCAGCCCGUCUACUACCAGCGGAGGCUGUGGUAG
This is a messenger RNA of Hirsutella rhossiliensis, 603 nucleotides long. RefSeq lists its product as uncharacterized. The record is from RefSeq and is a predicted model, not a curated record. Bases 1 to 603 code for a protein of 200 amino acids. The transcript is spliced from 2 exons. NCBI's taxonomy places the organism in Eukaryota, Fungi, Ascomycota, Sordariomycetes, Hypocreales, Ophiocordycipitaceae.